Astyanax mexicanus (Mexican tetra) is the source of this 5935-nucleotide messenger RNA. Its product is annotated as phospholipase B1, membrane-associated. Gene Ontology annotation, biological process: phospholipid metabolic process. The transcript has 42 exons. The record is from RefSeq and is a predicted model, not a curated record. Gene Ontology annotation, molecular function: phosphatidylcholine lysophospholipase A1 activity; A2-type glycerophospholipase activity; retinyl-palmitate esterase activity. Lineage: Eukaryota; Metazoa; Chordata; Actinopteri; Characiformes; Acestrorhamphidae. Gene Ontology annotation, cellular component: brush border membrane. Bases 77 to 3574 code for a protein of 1165 amino acids.
GGUGGUAAAGAUAGGCAGGUGUGCAGGACAGCGGGAUCAGGUGACCGAGAGAGGUACUCAGGUGAACUUCUUCAGAAUGGCACCGCGACCUUCUGCUGCGUCUCCAGUUCCACUGCUGGUUCUGAAUCUCCUGCUCGGACUGAGCUCAGAGUCGAGCGCUGAAUUCCCUCAGCUUUGCUCCCGGUCUGAACCCUCAGCCGUCCCACCUUCCUCAGUUCAUGCUCUGAGGCCUGGAGAUGUGUCCGUGGUGUCUGUUCUCGGACUGUCCGCUAAACACAGGUCUGAGGAACUAAAAACUCUGCAAGGACUCUCAGACAUUCUGUCCAUCUUUAAUCCUGAUGUGAAGACUGUGCUGCCAGAACAGAGGGGUCUGCUGAAGGAGGCUGAGGAAUUGGCCCAUUCCCUCACCGGUAAUGAGUGGAAGCUCCUCCUUCUCCUGGUCUCGGUGGAUGAACUCUGUAUUUGCCCCGGCCAGACCAGUUCAGCCGUAAACUCAGCUGCACUCAGUGUGGAGAAAGCUCUGGACCAACUGCACAACACAUUGGACCAUGCUCUGGUUCAUGUGGUGGUCUGGGGUGGACAAGUGGAAUCAGAACGUCCUUCACAUGACGGUACCUGUAAGUGUCAGUAUGAUGGAGACUCCAGUUCAGGGGUGGAGCACUGGUACAGGCUGGAGCGAGCUGCUCUGAAAGCUGUGUUACAGGAGUCUGUGGAUGGUGUGUUGAGGAGGCGGGGCUUGUGGAGUGAUCGGGAGGAUUUUAGUGCAGUACUACAGUCCAGCCCAACACACACCGACUACACUGACGCAGGAGACUCGUGGCGGGCGCUGGUUGAGUUGUGGGGAGAGUUGCUGCAGCCAGUGGAGGCGGAGUCUGGGCUGGAGGGGCGUGGCCUAGUCAGUUUUCCCUGCCCUUCUCAGGAGAGGCCUUACCUGCUGACCCAGCGUAACUCACCCAGCCAGCCUGAGAUCCACCAAUCACCAUCCAGAUCAGCCCUGAGACACACGAGGAUGGGCACCAGUCUGUCCUGCCCCCAUCACAGCCCCUCCCCUUCAGUUCCUACUUCAGUUCACACUCUAAGACCCGCAGAUAUUAAAGUGGUGGGAGCAAUAGGAGACUCGCUCACGGCGGGUAAUGGAAUUGGAGCUGCUCAGAACAACCUGCUGGGCAUCAUCCGGGAGUACCGGGGUCUGGCCUGGAGUAUCGGAGGAGACAACUCCCUUUCAUCUGUAACCACCUUACCAAAUCUGCUGCGGGAGUUUAACCCUUCACUCACCGGAUUCUCCACCGGCUCCGGCAAAGCCACCACCACCCAGGCCUUCCUCAACCAGGCUGUAGCCGGAGCCAAGAGCCAAGACCUGGUCUCCCAGACGAGAGCUCUUAUCAACCGCAUGCAGAGCGACUCGCGUAUUGAUUUUGAGAACGAUUGGAAGGUCAUCACCGUCUUCAUUGGAGGAAAUGACCUGUGCGCUUCCUGCGAGAACCCGGAAUAUUUCUCUGCUUCCAACUUCGCCAACAACAUCCGCAACGCCCUGGACGUCCUACACACCGAGGUACCACGAGCUCUGGUGAACCUGGUGGAGGUUAUCUACAUCAUUCCACUGCGCCAACUACACCUGGACUCCAGCCUCGGCUGCCCCACCUGGCUCGUCAGGGAUAUAUGUCCGUGUGUGGUGAACCCAGCGGAAGGAUCAUCAGAACUGGAGGAAUUAAUCAACAUCAACCGAGAGUAUCAGAGUGUAACGAGGGAUCUGGUGAACUCGGGUCGUUAUGAUACACGUUCGGACUUUAGCGUUGUGUUGCAGCCGUUUCUCAGAGACGUGGUGCUGCCACUGCAAUCGAACGGGAAGCCGGAUCGAUCGUUCUUCGCUCCGGACUGUUUCCACCUCAGUCAGAAAUCCCAGGCUCUGAUGGCCCGAUCCCUCUGGAACAACAUGUUAGAGUCUGUGGGCAGUAAAACAGCCAUUCUGGACAUCGAGGAGGGAGUUACAGCGCAGUGUCCAUCCAGCAGCUCCUCCUAUUUUACAACCAGUUUAAACAGCCAAUCGGUUUAUCAAUCCACGAUCAAUACUACAACCCAAACACCAGAAACUCAACCACCAGAAACUCAACCACCAGAAACUCAAACACCAGUAACUCAACCACCAGAAACUCAACCACCAGAAACUCAACCACCAGAAACUCAACCACCAGAAACUCAAACACCAGAAACUCAAACACCAGAAACUCAAACACCAGAAACUCAAACACCAGAAACUCAAACACCAGAAACUCAAACACCAGUAACUCAACCACCAGUAACCCUGCCACCAAACUGGGGCAGUAAAUUCUCCUGCAAAAAUACAGAACCAUCCGACACGGUUCCUACAUCAGUUCACAGACUGAGGCCGGGUGAUGUUGACGUGGUUGCAGCUCUGGGAGAUUCGCUCACUGCCGGGUUCGGGGCUAAAGCAAACAACAUCAUCCAGCUGCUGAACGAGGAGAGGGGCGUGUCCUGGAGUAUUGGUGGGGAUGAUACUCUGGAGACAGUCACCACUAUACCAAACAUCCUGAAGAAGUUCAACCGUAAUGUAUUCGGCUUCUCUAAAGGUCGCAGUAAGAGACCCAACGGCUUCAACAUGGCCGUGAGCGGAGCUAAAGCCAGUGGAAUACCUGGACAGGUACGGGACCUGAUCGAGGCUCUGAGGAACAGUACAAGUGUGAACUUUCAGCAGGACUGGAAGCUGGUGACUCUGUUUAUAGGUGGUAAUGAUCUGUGUCAGUACUGUAAAGAUCGGGAUGCGCUUUCUCCUAAAAAAUACAUCGGACACAUUAGGGAUGCGCUGGACAUGCUGUAUAAUGAGGUUCCGAGGGUGCUGGUGAACUUCGUUGAGAUUCUGGAGAUUGAGGAUCUGCGUAAAGUAACGGCGAACACCCUCGGGUGCUCCAUGCAGGGAACGCUCUGCCCGUGUUUCCUGAACCCUGAGGAGAACUCUGAGGAGCUGUACGAGAUGAAGAGGAUCAAUAGAGCACUGCAGAUGGAGACCGAGCGGUUGGUGUACGGCGGUCGCUACGACAAACGGGACGACUUCGCUGUGGUGCUUCAGCCCUUCUUCCAGAACUCUGUGGUUCCCAUGGGAACGAACAAACAGCCGGACCUCAGCUUCUUCUCCGUCGACUGUUUCCACUUCAGUGAGAGAGGACACGCCCAGAUGGCCAUCGCUCUGUGGAACAACAUGCUGGAGCCCGUGGGCAGCAAACAGAGCUACAACAACUUCACCCACGACCCCAGCAAGAUACACUGUCCCUCAGAGGAGCAUCCCUAUAUCUUCACCCUGGGGAACACCUUCUCCUUGGAACCCACCGAAGGCGCCACAACAACCACCACCUCCACCGCCACCACCACUGAAGAAACGGUACUUCCCGUCACCCCAGAGAACCGCAUGAACACCAUGCCCUCGUGGACGGCCGGCCUCCUGGUGGUGGUCAGUUUACUGAUCGGUGUUGCCACCACCUGGCUGGUGAUGCACUGCCGGGAGCGCGGCAAGAGGAAUCAGAAGCUCAGCUCUCUGGAGAUGAAAGGGACUUGCAUGUAACAUCUCUUUAAUCUGGCUUUGAUGUGAAAAGAAACAGAAGAUCAGGAGAUAAAGAGAUAAAGAGAUGGAGUGCGGUAAUUGGUAUCAGAAAGUUUUGAUUAUAUUAAUCUUAUUAAUGUUACUUUUUACAAGUAAUAUCUUACUACUAAAAUGAGGGUGUUAAUAUGAAGCUAUCUACCAGAAUAUGUUUACAUUUAAUUCAGUUUCAUUCGAUAUAAAAGGUGAACAUAAUGAUGAUAAUAUGCAGUAGGCCUGUCACAAUAACAACAAUACAUUAUCAACUUAUCGUUCAAUAAAUAGACAUGACUCUGACUGUGGGCGUGGCCACCAUGGCACAGGGAGUAAAUUAACUCAAAACGUACCUUUAUUAGGAAAAAUGCCCUCCAUCAACACCCAAAACUAACUUAAAGAAACAUAUUAACGGUCUACAGCGGCUUUAGUCGCGCAACUUUAGUGUCCAAUGCGGGCCAGCUGGGACAGAGCGGGGCUGUGUGUCAUUUUAUAUAUAUACUAUAUAUAUAAUAUUACUUUGGUUCAAGCUGGGAACUUCGGGUUCCAAAAGUAGUUGCGUGAACAGGAAUGGAAAGUUUAUUGUCUUUAAAAUGGUGUAAUUCCUUUGCUAUGAUAUGAUGUUAUCAUUAUAUUAGUGCCAUUUAAGGGUCUUAAAAUGCAAACAAUACCGUUUAUCACAAUCAUUUCUGGGACAUCAUAUCGUUCGUAAAAAAUUGUUAUUGUGACAGGCCUAAUAAUAUGCUAUAAUUAUUUGUUUACAUUACUGAUUGUGAGGUAAGCAGCUCCAAGAACACUUGAAGCUUUUUACAGAUCAUACAGACUUUUGACUAUGUUCACAUUACAAGCCAUGUUGCUCAAAUCCGAUUUUUUGCUCAGAUCAGAUUUGUGUAUCUUGACGGUUCACAUUCACUGUAAGUGUAAGUGAUCUGUAUCUGUGUGUAAUGUGAACGAAUCUGUUCCUGAAUCGUCUCACAUGCUGCACAUUGAUACCUGUAUAAACGCCUCCUUCUUCACCAACAACAAAAACCCUCAUAUUAGAGAGACAAAUAAAAGGCCAGGCGGUUUGCUUUUGCUGUUUUUAUUGCAGCUGUAGCUGCACAGCUGCACCAAGAGAUGCAAUGUGGGUAUGAGAGAGAAGCAUGUAGCGCUAAUGCUAAUGCUAAUGUGUAAAAGCAAAAAGACAGAUGCAUAAAUUCAGAUUUGACUGUUUGUCAUAUAUACGUAUCCGAUUUAGGACCAGAUAUGAAAGUGACUUUUGUAUUUGUAUUUGGCACAUUCACAGAGCCAUGAAAAAAUCUGAUCUGAGCCACAUUGAGCAAAAAAUCUGAUUUGAGUCACUUAAGCCUGGUAAUGUGAACAUAGACUUUAUUUAGAUGUAUGGUUUCCACAUAGCAACAUAUGGUUUUUAGGGCACCUUAGCAGCCACCUGAAAUGCCACAGCAACCCCACUAGUAACCAGAAACCAAGAAACAUUUCAGCAACACUAUAGCACCCCACUUAACAGCACUUUAGCAAACCUAGCAACGCCUUUACCUCAUCAACCACCUGAAAUAACACAACAGCUGCAUUCCUCAGCUGAAAUCAACAGAAAAUCAAUAGUAACUGCACAGCAAUACCUUACUGCAAUAGCAACAAGCUUGAACACCACAGCAACCAUGUAGAAAAACAGUUUCACCCUAGUGUCCAACAUUCUUCAGGAACAUUUUCUUCAGGAAGGUCACUUCUCAUUGUUAUUUUUAUUUACAUUCACACAGCGAGUAAAAGAAGCCAUAUAUAAAAUAGAAGCGUUAACUCGGUGGCAGUGUGAACGGCAACUGAUACUGAACUGAUAUUGAAAGCAACUUAUUUUCAGUUCUAAUUUGGGUCAAUUUUACAUUAAAUUAAAUAUAAAAUCUGCAGAUACUGGAAAUGCUUGAUGGCUCUUGUGAUGCUGAAGAAGACGAAACCGAAACUUCAUGUGAAGCUCUGCUCUUUAGAUGAACCUCACAAACUGUUCAGACCUAUUUUACAUUUAGAUCACAUUAAAAACAUAAUGUGAACAGUCUGAAAUAUAUGGAAGGCCAUUCCCGCCACCUAAAAUUAACAAAAUAAAUCCAGGACAUUAUUCACUUAUUAUUAAGUAAACUGCUACCUCAUUAUCUUGAGAUACUAAGUCAUUUUUUGAGAUAGUAAGUCAUUAUGCUGAAAAAGCUAGUGAAAAAAGUUUAUUUUUUAUUUCUUUAAAAAAAAAGACUUACUAUCACAAAAUCAUGAGAUAGUAUCUCAAAAUAAUGACGUACUAUCUCAAUAUAAUGCAAUAGCAGUUUAUGUAAUAAUAAAAAAAAUGUGCAGUUUUUUUUUUUUUUUUUU